Molecule: messenger RNA, 882 nt
Organism: Aplosporella prunicola CBS 121167
Lineage: Eukaryota; Fungi; Ascomycota; Dothideomycetes; Botryosphaeriales; Aplosporellaceae
Exons: 1
Coding region: 1-882 (293 amino acids)
Biological process (GO): maturation of 5.8S rRNA; maturation of LSU-rRNA
Cellular component (GO): preribosome, large subunit precursor
Source: RefSeq, a predicted model, not a curated record
AUGCCACCAUCGCAUUCCAGAACGCCUGUCGCGCUUAAGAGGAGGAGGACGGAGCAGAACCUGAAGAACAAGAAGACAAAGAGGGUCAGGCGCCAAACCAACUACCACAGCUCAAGCGAAGAUGAGAGCGCCGACGAGCACGAUGCGCCUGUCGCAGAAGUCAAGCCCGCCCAGCAGCCGAAGUUGAAGUCCGCGAUCAAAGCCAAGGCGCCGGCGAAGAAGCAGGAGCAGCCCGAGCCAGAGACAGAGGAGUCCGAGGAGGAAGAAGUCGAGGACGACGAGUUCCCCGAGGAAGACCUGGAAGCCGAUGCCGCCUCCGAUGAGGGCCUCGACGAGUCCGAUGCCGAGGGCUCAGACGGAGACGCCGCCGAAUCCAUGACCGGCCGAACCAAGAAGAAGCGCAACGAUCCCGACAUGUUCGCGACAUCCAUGCAGAAGAUUUUGGGCACGAAGCUCACCACCUCGAAGCGCGCCGACCCUAUUCUGUCGCGCAGCAAGACGGCGGAACAGGCCAGCAAGGAACUCAUAGAUGCGCGCCUUGAUGCCAAGGCGCGGCACAAGAUUCGCGACGAGAAGAAGCAUUUGUUGGACAAGGGCAGGGUCAAGGACGUAAUGGGCUUGGAGAGCUCGGAGACGUCGACGGCAGCGAUUGUGGAACAGGAAAAGCGUCUCAAAAAGACGGCUCAGCGUGGUGUUGUCAAGCUGUUCAACGCGGUCCGAGCGGCCCAAGUGAAGGGUGAAGAGGCGGCGAGGCAGAGCAAGAAGACCGGUGUCGUGGGUAUGGGCAAGCGGGAAGACAAGGUCACGGAAAUGAGCAAAAAGGGUUUCUUGGAUCUGAUUGCAGGAGGCGGAAAGAAGACGGCCGCGCUGGCCGAAGCAUAA